Molecule: messenger RNA, 1305 nt
Organism: Camelina sativa (false flax)
Lineage: Eukaryota; Viridiplantae; Streptophyta; Magnoliopsida; Brassicales; Brassicaceae
Source: RefSeq, a predicted model, not a curated record
UUUUGAACCCAUUCAAAAGGUCGAGGCGUUUCAAGAUCCAGUUUCUCGUUAGAUUCACCAGAUAGAUAUUGAAGAAUGGCGGACGGUGAAGACAUUCAACCGCUUGUAUGUGAUAAUGGAACCGGAAUGGUUAAGGCUGGAUUCGCGGGUGACGAUGCGCCAAGAGCGGUUUUCCCGAGCAUUGUAGGCCGUCCACGCCACACGGGUGUGAUGGUUGGGAUGGGACAAAAGGAUGCUUAUGUUGGAGACGAGGCUCAGUCAAAACGUGGUAUCUUGACUCUCAAGUACCCAAUUGAGCAUGGAAUUGUUAACAAUUGGGAUGACAUGGAGAAGAUUUGGCAUCACACUUUCUACAAUGAGCUUCGUGUUGCCCCUGAAGAACACCCGGUUCUCUUAACCGAAGCUCCUCUCAACCCGAAAGCUAACCGUGAGAAGAUGACUCAGAUCAUGUUUGAGACGUUCAACACUCCUGCUAUGUAUGUUGCCAUUCAAGCUGUUCUCUCACUCUAUGCCAGUGGUCGUACAACUGGUAUUGUUUUGGACUCUGGAGAUGGUGUGAGCCACACGGUACCAAUCUACGAGGGUUACGCUCUUCCACACGCAAUCCUACGUCUUGAUCUAGCAGGUCGUGACCUCACGGACUACCUCAUGAAAAUCCUAACAGAGCGUGGAUACUCCUUCACCACAACUGCUGAGCGUGAAAUCGUAAGAGACAUGAAAGAGAAGCUCUCUUACAUUGCUCUAGACUACGAGCAAGAGCUAGAGACAUCCAAGACAAGCUCGUCCGUGGAGAAAAGCUUCGAGCUUCCCGACGGACAAGUGAUAACCAUUGGAGCAGAGCGUUUCCGUUGCCCUGAAGUUCUUUUCCAGCCGUCGAUGAUCGGAAUGGAAAAUCCAGGAAUCCAUGAAACCACAUAUAACUCUAUCAUGAAAUGUGAUGUGGAUAUUAGGAAAGAUUUGUAUGGAAACAUUGUGCUAAGUGGUGGAACCACAAUGUUUGGUGGGAUUGGUGAUAGAAUGAGCAAAGAGAUCACGGCUUUGGCUCCGAGUAGUAUGAAGAUCAAGGUCGUAGCUCCACCUGAGAGGAAGUACAGUGUGUGGAUCGGUGGCUCUAUAUUGGCUUCACUCAGCACUUUCCAGCAGAUGUGGAUUGCAAAAGCAGAGUAUGAUGAAUCUGGACCAUCAAUUGUGCAUAGGAAGUGCUUCUAAUCACAAUUUCAUGGAAUCACCAAAAUUUGAGUAUUUUUUUUUUUUUUGCAUUUUUUUUUCAACAUAUUUCUUCACUCAAAUUGUUUCUUUGUAAUU